UAUUUUGGGAAUAAAGAAACUGUGAAAUGUGUCCAUUUGCAUUAUUAAUCAAACAUUUCUAGUUACAAAGUACAUUGUUUCCAAGAACAGCAAGUUGAGUAGAGAAAAAUGGGGUUGUUGACAAACAUAGUGGGAAGGAGUGAGCUCAAACCAGGAGAUCAUAUUUACACUUACAGAGCUGCUUUUGCUUACUCUCAACAUGGUAUUUUUGUUGGUGGAAGCAAAGUGGUCCAUUUUAACCGUCUCCAGGCUUUUUCUGAUGCUGCUGAUGAUGAAAUAUCAGACCUUUCUUCCUCUUCAUGUCCAACCUUUCCUGACUGUGGAUUUAAGCUACCUAACAGUGGCGUCGUUCUUUCUUGUCUGGAUUGCUUUAUCCGCGAUGGUUCAAUCCACAACUUCGAAUACGGAGUAAGCCCGUCUGUUUUCCUUGCCAAAGUGCGAGGUGGUACUUGCACUAGGGCAGUGUCGGAUCCUCCAGAUACAGUCAUACACCGAGCAAUGUAUCUUCUUCAAAAUGGAUUUGGGAACUAUAAUGUGUUCCGGCAAAACUGUGAGGACUUUGCCUUGUACUGCAAAACAGGUCUUGUGACAGUUGAUGGACCCGGCGUUGGAAGCAGCGGACAAGCUUCUUCUGUUAUUGGUGCUCCUUUAGCUGCUCUUCUUUCCUCCCCUUUAAAGUUGCUAAUUCCUAGUACUGUUGGUGUGGCUACAGUAACAGCCGGGAUGCAUUAUGUGAAUAGAUAUGCAACUGACAUUGGCGUUCGAAGUGAUGUUAUCAAAGUAGCAGUUGAAAACCUGGCAGAGAAGCUUGGUUAUGGAAGCAGCAAUGAGAGAACGAUCCUAGAAUAUGAGGCUUCUAAUCCGGAAACUGCUAGGUGACAUCAGUCUCAUUGUGUUACAUACGAUCUUGAUGUUGUACCGAUUUAUGAUGAAGUUGUGUAUUUGUUUGACGUAUCAUACACAUUGGCCAAAAACUGCUCUUUGGUUAUCCGUGUGUAAAAGGUAAUGAUCCUACUCUAAGUUGACAGUGAGUGAGUUUUAUUUGUUAUGUAUCCUUCUUACAAAGCUAGGCCUUUAUACCUAGUUUGGGAGUGUCGUUCAUCUAAUUGCCGAGUCUAUGUUCUGGCAUACAAGAUUGUUGUGCAGAAAAUCUGUAACUUCAUCAUA
Lycium ferocissimum is the source of this 1167-nucleotide messenger RNA. Its product is annotated as protein LEAD-SENSITIVE 1-like. The transcript is spliced from 3 exons. Bases 109 to 879 code for a protein of 256 amino acids. Lineage: Eukaryota; Viridiplantae; Streptophyta; Magnoliopsida; Solanales; Solanaceae. The record is from RefSeq and is a predicted model, not a curated record.